AUGAGCCAGAAGAAGAAGAAGAGCCAGAACCUGCGGUGUGCUGCUGCCAGAAUUGCAGAGAGUCAGAGACGCAGGAAUGGAAAAUCAACUGUUGAUGCUUCUCCCGUUGGAAGAGAGACCGAGGCAUUGCAAAGGCUGAGAAAAUUUACAGCCGAAUGCAAAGGAAAACCACUCAAGGGAUCCAAGAAUGGUGCCAACGAGAGCAUAUUUGGCACGAACUUUUCCUGCAAAAUUUCCUCAUGGCUUGCUAUAGGGUGCCUUUCUCCUCACUCCAUGUUUGAUCAGCUUAAGAAGUCUACUUCAGGUGUAAUCUCUGCUGCCUUCAACGAGAAAGAUGGUGGCAGUAGCUCAUCAGAUAGUGGCUUGAACUGGUUGAUGUAUGAGCUUCUAUGGAGGGAUUUCUUUAGGUAA
Fraxinus pennsylvanica is the source of this 411-nucleotide messenger RNA. The record is from the annotation of a GenBank genome assembly. NCBI's taxonomy places the organism in Eukaryota, Viridiplantae, Streptophyta, Magnoliopsida, Lamiales, Oleaceae.